ACCUGGAAACAAGAAGACACAGCUGAGGCACACAGAACUGCUCCCCUGCAUCUGACCUCAGUAGGAACUUUGCUGGAGUAAAUGUGAAACAUUUCAAGAUAUGAGCCAGUUUGUGUCUGAAGAUGUCUUCAUGUCAUGGCUUUCAGGAAAAGAUACAUUGAAAGCGAACUAGAAGCUGCAAGAAAGUGGUCUCACAAAUGGGGAUUCUUGAAAACACCUCCAGAGUUGAUUGAAGAUGAAAAGAAAGAAAAAACAAUGCCCAAGAUACAGCUUCCAGAACAUCUGCAGAUUCGACCUGUGACCCCUGUGGAAAAAUAUAUUAAGGUGAAUCCAUCUCCUCCAGUACCUAAGACUACCCAGGGAUUUAUUGGCUGGAGAUCAUCUGUUCCUGGGCUGGAACUCGAACGUUGUUUUGAAAUCCAAAGCAGCAAAGAUACCUUUUCCAAGGAUUUGAAGUGGCCAUGUGAGCCCUCUGACUGACAUUAAGAAAUAACAAUUAGGCACGCGGAUCCAUUUGUGCUCCUAAAUUAACGUUCUCUACUGGACUGUUAAACAUUUGUCCUUUGAAAUCUAUCUAUCUAAACAUCCACAGUCAUUCUGGUAACGUGUGAACAUCUUAAUACAGCAUUUUACUUGUUGCUCAUUGUUUGGAAAUCUGUAGCAUUCUGGUGGUUAAUACUGCUUCAGAUUCAUUCAGAAGUGACAAUGAAUAAACUCAUGUAAAUAUAA
This is a messenger RNA of Oxyura jamaicensis (ruddy duck), 729 nucleotides long. It is a transcript of the gene CIMIP1, whose product is annotated as chromosome 20 C20orf85 homolog. Bases 136 to 480 code for a protein of 114 amino acids. Lineage: Eukaryota; Metazoa; Chordata; Aves; Anseriformes; Anatidae. The record is from RefSeq and is a predicted model, not a curated record. The transcript is spliced from 4 exons.